AUGGCUGCUUCAGCGAUAGUCGUCCUUCCGGGCGAUAAAAUACCUCAGGACGCUCUGCCAAAGCCUAUGAACAAGAAGAAGGCACUCACCCUUGGUCCUGGCCUUCGACACAUCCCACCAACUACAAUCGCAACCACAAUUGCGGGCGCUCUGGUUACAGACAACAAGAAAAAUGCUGCGUGGAUCGAGUUCAACAGCGGAAGGUAUCUUCCAACAGCCGGCGACUUGGUAAUAGCAACCAUCAACACCUCCACCGGCGAAAACUUCAACUGCUUUCUCACCCCCAAUACGCCUGCCGCGACACUCCCCCACCUAGCCUUCGAGGGCGCAACCCGCAAGACCCGCCCACAGCUUGUGCCGAACUCGCUGGUCUAUGCCCGAAUCGCAAGCGCCGGCAAAGACUCUUCUCCCGAACUGACCUGCGUCGACCCGUCAACCGGAAAGAGUGAAGGGCUUGGUCCGCUCAAGGGUGGAAUGGUCUUUAAGAUUAGCCUGGGUAUGGCGAGGAGGCUCCUUGCUGGAUCGAAAGGUGGAGUGACAAUAUUGGAGGCUCUAGGUGAAAAAGUUGGAUUCGAAAUCACCGUCGGGAGAAAUGGGAUGCUACAUGUGGACGGUGGCAACGUGAAGACAACGCUAGCGGUCGGAAGAGCGGUUCAAGAAGUUGACGAACAAGCCCUUGGCGCGAAAGGUCAAAAGAAGCUGGCAGAGCGGGUGUUGAAGAGUCUUUGA
Molecule: messenger RNA, 729 nt
Organism: Trematosphaeria pertusa
Lineage: Eukaryota; Fungi; Ascomycota; Dothideomycetes; Pleosporales; Trematosphaeriaceae
Exons: 2
Coding region: 1-729 (242 amino acids)
Biological process (GO): U4 snRNA 3'-end processing; poly(A)-dependent snoRNA 3'-end processing; nuclear polyadenylation-dependent rRNA catabolic process
Cellular component (GO): cytoplasmic exosome (RNase complex); nuclear exosome (RNase complex)
Molecular function (GO): RNA binding
Source: RefSeq, a predicted model, not a curated record